This is a messenger RNA of Octopus sinensis (East Asian common octopus), 2155 nucleotides long. RefSeq names its product phosphatidate cytidylyltransferase, photoreceptor-specific. The transcript is spliced from 11 exons. Bases 697 to 2031 code for a protein of 444 amino acids. Lineage: Eukaryota; Metazoa; Mollusca; Cephalopoda; Octopoda; Octopodidae. The record is from RefSeq and is a predicted model, not a curated record. Gene Ontology annotation, molecular function: phosphatidate cytidylyltransferase activity. Gene Ontology annotation, cellular component: endoplasmic reticulum membrane.
AUAUAUGUACACACACCACACACAUGCAUAUAUGUCCAUGUAUACACAGUAACAGUAUACACCCUGCCUUAUAUAUAGACACACACAUUGAUGAGUGUCGAUUUCAUUUAUUAUGAAAGAAAGUGAUUUCAAUGUUUGUGUGAAUUCCAAUCUAUAUAAUCGAUCUCCACCUACCUGUGCCGUGUCGUCUUACUAAUUGACUUUCUGUCUAAUGUCCCACCGACUAACACCACCAGGUAUUCCCUUAUUGUCACAACACAACACUCAAUAACAUUUACAUUCAUUACACGACAACAACAACAACAACAACAAUUCUUCUAUUUAAUAUAUAUUUGCAUGUGGAUGUUGUUUUUUAUAACAACAGUAGUAUUUAAUAUUUAGUAUCUGUUGAUGUUGUUGCUGUUGUUGUUAUUGUAAUAACCUGACAGAAAGAAAGACAGAAAGAAACAAGAAAGCGACGUGUUUUCGGUACAAGAAGAAGAAGAAUUUUUUUUCCCCAGGAUUUUGUUAAUUGUAAAUGACCAAGAGAGAGAGAGAGAGAGAGAGAUCGACAGUUUGGCAACAAUCUAGAAAUUUAUUUAUUGUUUAAAUAUUGAAAAAUUCUUUGUAAUUAAUUGGGGCUAAAAACUCACAAAAGACCCCCCCCAAAAAAAAAACCUGAACUACGAAAACAAAAACAAAAGCUCAAACAGAGAAAUGGCAGAAAUUCGGCAGAGAUUUCCUACCGAAAAUGAAGAAGCGAAAGAUAAGCGCUCUGAGGAAGAUGAUGCAGAACCAUUACCGCAAGACCUUGGUGCCGCUGGCAGUCUUCCACAAGGAAGCGACAAAACUACAGAGAUUUUAGAUUCUGCAUUGGCGAAUCUCAAUCCAAGAUGGAGGAACUGGGUUAUCCGUGGCAUAUUUACUUGGCUCAUGAUCCUUUUCUUCGCUUUCAUUGUUUACCUGGGACCACUGGCAUUGGUUUUGUUGGUGUUUGCCAUCCAGAUCAAGUGCUUCCAUGAGAUCAUCACCAUCGGUUAUGUCGUCUACAAAUCGUACGACCUUCCUCUCUUCCGAACGCUCAGCUGGUAUUUCCUCUUCACAUCAAACUUCUUCUUCUUCGGCGAGAGUAUGAUUGAAUAUUUUUCCGUCUUGCUAAAUCGAAAUAACUUUCUUCGUUUCUUUGUCACUUACCACCGUUUUCUGUCGUUCUCUCUCUACGUUGCUGGUUUCGUUGCCUUUGUCUGCAGUUUGGUCAAGAAACAUUAUUUGAAGCAGUUCACUUUGUUUGGUUGGACCCAUGUGACGCUGUUGAUUGUUGUCACCCAAUCUCACCUAAUUGUGCAAAAUGUUUUCGAAGGCCUCAUUUGGCUGAUGGUUCCAGUUUCCAUGAUUAUCUGCAAUGAUAUCAUGGCAUAUAUGUUUGGGUUUUUCUUUGGUAAAACACCCUUAAUCAAACUGUCCCCUAAAAAAACCUGGGAAGGAUUUAUAGGUGGGGCAUUUUCAACAGUAAUAUUUGGAAUUUUGCUUUCCUAUGUUUUGUUACAAUGGGACUAUUUUGUCUGCCCCAUCAGCUUCAAUCCCACCUCAAAUAGACUCUCAAUGGAAUGUGAACGUCACCCAGUCUUUAAAAUAGCUGAGUAUUCCUUGCCGGAAACUCUUGAUGGACUCUUUACUCUGUUGCACAUUCCCUAUCGUACUCUUCGAACCUACCCGUUUAUGUUACAUAGUAUCUCCUUGUCCUUGUUUGCAUCCGUAAUUGGACCCUUCGGAGGAUUCUUUGCCAGUGGUUUUAAAAGAGCUUUCAAAAUCAAGGACUUUGGUGACAUCAUUCCAGGACAUGGAGGAAUCAUGGAUCGAUUCGACUGCCAGUUCCUUAUGGCUACAUUCAUCCAUGUUUACUAUACAAGCUUUAUUAGGCUCCAUAACCCACAGAAGAUUCUUCAAAACAUUCUGAUGCUUAAACCAGACGAACAACUGCACGUGUACAACCUGUUGCACAAGACGCUCAUGGAAGGCAACCUGAUCAAUGCAACCGACUCUAUGUUGUAGAAACAUCGUUGAGCUCAGCGCCAAAACACACAACAAAUAACGAUGGUGGUUUUGUGGUGUUAAACGAGACAGAAUGUUCUGGUAGAAUUUCACUGCCAAACAAACUAAACGACACCCCAAAUGA